Nannizzia gypsea CBS 118893 is the source of this 381-nucleotide messenger RNA. RefSeq lists its product as hypothetical. The transcript is spliced from 2 exons. The record is from RefSeq and is a predicted model, not a curated record. Bases 1 to 381 code for a protein of 126 amino acids. NCBI's taxonomy places the organism in Eukaryota, Fungi, Ascomycota, Eurotiomycetes, Onygenales, Arthrodermataceae.
AUGAAACUCCCACUCUCCUUCACCACCAACCACCAACCACUUCAACCCCGACAAUACGUCGCACCAGCACCCGCACCCGCAUGCAACUGUCUCAGCGGCGGCGCCAUCGCAGGCAUCGUCCUCGGCAGCAUCGCGGCCUUCCUGUUCCUCUGGUGGCUCAUCCGCUGCGCUUUUCUGUCUACUCGGGUAUCGCGACGAGAGCCAACGGUGGCCACCACGACUUACUACAACCGACCGGGCCGCAGCCGCAGCCACAGUGGGAGCUACUACAGUCACAGUCACGGAGGCAGUCGGAGCGGGAGUCGCGGGCGUAGGGGGUCGGCGUCGUAUUAUGGGGGCGGCGGGAGAUAUGUCGAGCGGCCGUCGAAGGUGUAUCUCUAG